UCGCCCGCAACAAGCUGCCUUCAGAACUCUCUCACCAGAUUGAAUAGCCUUUCACAUAUUGCAGGCUGCUUCCCAAGCUAAACUAGUCAAGAUGAUGAUCAAAGUAGCUCUUGUGCUCUGUGCUAUUGUGGCAACCAGUACGGUGUGCGCCAAGCAUUUUGAAGAACAAGAUGCAUUGGACACUUUGCUGAAUCUGAUGCUAUCGGAGGAGGCUGCAUCUCCUGAUGCUGUACCCUUGCAGAGCUGGUUAGGUGACAAAUUUGGUAGUUUAUUCACUGGAGUCCUCCGCGCUGAUCAGGGUGUAUGCAAGGGGCUUAGUUAUUCUCCAGAAGAAGCUCGUGCUAAAAUUCUGGCUGUAAUCCCAGAGAUGAAAGAAGAGGAUCUCAGCGAAGAGGAUCUUCGAGCGAUCUGCGCUGGUGCACAUGCCCUUGGCCGUUAGACUCGGU
Strongylocentrotus purpuratus (purple sea urchin) is the source of this 446-nucleotide messenger RNA. Its product is annotated as centrocin 1-like. The record is from RefSeq and is a predicted model, not a curated record. Lineage: Eukaryota; Metazoa; Echinodermata; Echinoidea; Camarodonta; Strongylocentrotidae. The coding region runs from base 92 to 439 and encodes 115 amino acids. The transcript is spliced from 4 exons.